CACUAGCUUGCUUGCUUGCUUCAAUUUGGACUGGUUGGGAUUUAAGCGGAAUCAGAGACUUGCUUACGAUCGAUAUUGAAGAAUUAGCUUCGCUAGUGCUUUCAUAGUGAUCUGAGAGAAGAAUUAACUUUCAUUUUUAACUUUUAAGUACUCUCAUACCAAAAAGCUAUGGGAGAGGCUGUUCUUGGGGCAUUCCUCCCGGUGCUGCUUGAGAAGUUGGCGGAUCGAGAGGUCAUUGAGUACUUCGGACGCCUUAAGGGGGUCGACAAAAAGGUGCUGGAGAAAUGGAGAAGAAUGUUGACUGCAAUUGACGCGGUGCUGAGUGAUGCGGAGGAGAAGCAACUAACACAAGGAGCAGUGAAGCUAUGGCUAGAUGAUCUCAGAGAUUUGGCUUACGAUGUUCAGGACAUGUUGGACAUAUUUGAUACUAAAAUGCUGAAGCGAAGGAUAGAAAGACAACAAGGAAGCACAAGUAAUUCAUGCAUCAGCUGCCUCUCUAAACCUAAAUUUAAUUUUAGUGUGAACUCAGAAAUCAAGAAGAUAAGUGAUCGACUAGAAGAGAUAACUACUCAAGAAAAGCAGUUUGAUCUGAAGAAACUUGGAGUGUCUACCAAGCCAUGGAACAUGCCACAAACUACUUCUCAACUAGAUGGACCUGUGAUCGGAAGGGAUGAAGCAAAAACACUUAUUGUUGAUAAAUUGCUGUCAAAAGAAGAGCAUAGUACCAGCAGUUUUCAGAAUUUUCAAGUAGUUGCCAUUGUUGGUACGCCUGGUGUCGGGAAGACAACACUUGCUAAACAUGUAUUCAACGACGCUGCAGCUGAACAGUUUUACCCAAAGGGAUGGGUGUCUGUGUCCGAUGACUUUGACAUUGUAAGGGUGACAGCAGCAAUUCUUGAAUCAGUCACGUCAGCUCAUGUUCAGGAAUUCAAGGAGCUUAAUUCAAUUCAGGAGAAGUUAUGUAAGGAAUUGGCUGGCAAGAAGUUUUUAAUUGUUCUAGAUGAUGUCUGGGACACAUGUAAGUAUGGUCAAUGGACAACACUACAGUCCUCCUUUCGUCUUGGAGCAGCUGGAAGUAAGAUCAUUGUUACGACACGCGAUACCAAUGUUGCAAAGAUGAUGGGAGACACUAGUCCUUAUAACUUGGAGUCGAUGUCAAAAGAUGAUUGUUGGAAAAUCUUUGAGCACCAUGCACUCUUAAACAACAGACCCCAAGAUGUUGAGUUACUUCAGGAAAAAAUUGUAGUAAAAUGCAAUGGAUUGCCGUUGGCUGCAAGGACACUUGGUGGUCUUUUACGUUGUAAAAGAGUAGAAGAAUGGGAAGAAAUAUUAGACCACAAGAUGUGGACUCUAUCAGACCGCCAGACAGACAUCCUUCCAGCAUUAAAAUUGAGCUAUCAUUAUCUCCCUUCGAAUUUGAAACAGUGUUUCUCCUACUGUGCAAUACUUCCAAAUGAUUUUGAAUUUGGGGAGAUGCAAUUGAUCCUUUUGUGGAUGGCAGAGGGUUUGAUUCCGAAGCAACAAAAUAAACAAAUGGAAGAUUUGGGCCGUGACUAUUUUCAAGAGUUGGUGUCUAGGUCAUUGUUUCAAAAGUCAAGCAAAGAAAACUCGCGAUACAUAAUGCAUGACCUCAUUACUGAUUUGGCACGUUGGGCUGCAGGAAAUUCAUGUUCUAGAUUGGAGGAUAUGCAGAAUUAUGACUACUUGCCCAAAGUUCGUCAUUCGUCUUACAUUCCUGGUAGGUAUGAUGGGGUUAAAAAGUUUGAGGUCUAUUCUGAAGCUAUAUGUCUGCGGACAUUCUUACCACUUUCACUUUCAAAUUAUAAUUAUCUGGCUCAAAGGGUUACUUCUGAUUUAUUGCCCAAACUCCAAUACUUGCGACUGCUCUCUUUGAGUGGAUAUCAAAUAACCGAGCUGCCAAAUACAAUUGGUAAAUUGAAGCAUCUACGGUAUCUUGAUCUUUCUGACACUCAAAUAAGAAGUUUGCCAGACUCAACAGCCACUCUUUACAACUUAGAGACAUUGAUAUUGGACAAUUGUGAUCAGUUGGGGGCACUACCCACAGGCAUGAGGAAUCUAGUAAAUUUGCGUCACCUCAUGAAUUCGAAUACAUCUUCAUUGGAAGAAAUGCCUCCUCAGCUUGGUCGAUUGACUAAUCUCCAAACAUUGCCUAAUUUUGUUGUUGGCAAAGGUAGUGGAUCAGGAGUAAGAGAGAUUGGGUCAUUGUUGCGCCUGCAAGGUACAUUGCACCUCUCAAGACUAGAGAAUGUGGCUUGUGUCCAGGAUGCUAGAAGUGCUAGCUUAAAGAGCAAGGAGGGGCUUGAAGCUCUGUUUCUUUCGUGGUCUUCUUCAAGUGACUCAACAGAAAUUGCAAACCAUGUGCUUGACAUGUUACAACCUCAUACCAAACUCAAAGAGCUCACCAUCCAAGGUUAUGCCGGAUUGAAAUUUUCAACAUGGAUUGGAGACCCUUCAUUCUCUAAUGUGGUGCAUGUAAGGUUAGAAGAUUGUCAUCGUUGUCAAUUCUUGCCACCAUUCGGACAGUUGCCUUCUCUCAAAGAACUUUAUAUAAAAAGAAUGGAUGCAGUGGAAAGUGUUGGUAUUGAGUUUUAUGGAGAAGGUAACUUGCCGUUUCAAUCUUUAGAGACCCUUGGGUUUCAGGAUCUGAAAAAUUGGAAGAAGUGGUCUGCUUGCCAACAAAAUGAGGGGGUUGGGGUUUUCUCUUGCCUGAAAAAGCUUUCCAUCAGCGACUGCCCCAAAUUGGAGGGUAGUUUACCGGAGAAGCUUGAUUCAUUAGAGCAGCUUCAGAUAUCUGGAUGUGAGGAAUUGGUGGUUUCAAUAUCCAAUUAUAAACAGCUUCAUGAAUCAGACAUCAACAAUUGCAAGAUGGUGGUUUACGACACAAGUCCAGUUCUCUUGGACUUACUAGAGAGGUUGACAUUUUCAAAUGUUUCAGAGCUGAGAUUCGAAAGAGAGGCGUUCAUGAAAAGCUUGAAAAAUGUUAAAGAGUUGAAGAUUACUGGUUGUGAGGAGCUGACAUGUUCCUUUCAGAAUGAGGAUAGAUUACUGCAACAUUUGAUUUCUCUUGGUCGUUUGUGUAUUGAAGACAACUCUGCCCUUGUUGAAAAGCUAGGGAAAGAAGCAGAGCAGUUGGUGCAAUUGCAAAUACUGGAUUGCAAGAUUGAACGUCUGGAAUUAAGCAAGUGUGGAAGCCUUCUGAAGGUACCAGAAGGAUUGCAUCACCUUACAUCUCUUCAAGUGCUUGGCAUAAAGGGAUGUUCAAGUCUAGUUUCUUUUCCGGAUGUUGGUCUGCCACCUUGUCUUAAAGUCAUAAGCAUUCGGAACUGCGAUUCUCUGUUGCACUUUGCAAAAUACCAGAUUCCUCCAAGCCUACAAAAAAUAGUGAUUCAGGAAUGUGAGAAAUUGAAAUCAUUGAUAGAGAAAGAGGAGGUGGUGGUGGAUGGUUCUUGUUCGUCUUAUUGUCUCGAGGAUUUAGAGAUAACUGAGUGUCCAUCUCUGUUGUUUUUAUUAUGCAAAGGCCAAUUACCCAGGGCUCUUAAACAGCUUUGGAUAGAUAAUUGUAGACAGCUGGAGUUAAUAAGUGAGAGGUUCCUCGAUGACACAUGUCAACUCGAACGAAUUAACAUCUACGACUGCCCAAACCUUAAAUCCUUACCUGAGGGACUCACCAAUCUUCAGUCAUUAUAUAUUAGGCGUUGUCAAAGUCUGGUUUCGUUGCCGAGAAUGAGUGUGUGGCCAAGAGACAUUGAGAUCAGAUAUUGUGCGAAAUUGGAGGUGGCACACUUGCUGAGAGACAUGAUGCACACUGAGAUAUUGUGGAUUGAUUACUGUGAAGGUUUGACUACUACUUCCUUUCCCCCCAACCUAACAUCACUUACAAUUGACAUUUGGGGGAUCAAUAAUUGUAAGGCGCUGAUGGAAUCUCAAGGGUUGCACAGACUCACCUCUUUGAGAAAAUUGGGGAUCUACGGUGGUGGAGAUGAUCGAGGUCUGGUGUCCUUUCCACCUGGUGAGAAUUCGAAUGAGAAGGAGAUGCUGCUCCCCAGAUCUCUUGUUACAUUGAGAAUUGUAGGCUUCCCAAAUCUAAAGAAACUGAGCAAGGGCUUUCAAUUCCUCACCUCUCUUGAGAGUCUUUACAUCAUCAACUGUCGGAAGCUUACAACCAUUCCAGAGGAGGGCCUGCCUCUUUCACUUACUCUACUUGAGAUUUGUGGCUGUCCUCCUCUACUUGAAGAGAGAUGCAAAGGACGAUACCGGCCCAAGAUAGCACACAUCCCUUGGGUACUAAUUAAUUACUCCUUGAUCUAGUGGUUUCCAGGUCUGCUUAUGCUCAAAACUGUAGAGCACAUCCUUUUCCUCCUCCACAGAAUAUGAUAUUUGGAUUCUCAAUUCCAGCCUUUCCAAUGGGUUACAGGCAUUUUGACACAGCCAGGAUAUAUGGUUCUGAGGCUGCCCUGGGAAAUGCUUUAACAGACGCAGUUCAAGAUGGGACUGUAGAAAGAGAAGACAUUUUUGUUACCUCUAAGUUAUGGGGUAGUCAUCAUCAUGACCCUGUUUCGGCUCUGAGACAAACUCUAAAGCAGAUGGUUAGUGGAAUGUAGGUUGAUAUUGUGGACUUCAAUGGUAGCUUUUUGGCUUGUGUGUGUGAUUUGGCUGGUGCAAAUCCGAUAAUGUUUGUAAUUACUAAGGUUAAUUUACUUCCCAAGGGGACUGAUUUAAUUGUAUUGGUGAUUGGGUUGUGGAGGCCACCGUUAAGAAGAAGCUUAAUGUUAUGAGCGUUCAUCUGAUAAGUUCAAAGUCUUUGGUUGGCGUAGCUGGAGUUGCAUCAGGGAUUCAAAAGGAAAACAAGGGGCGUGACGUGUAUGUUAUGGUGAGCUUUUUGUUGGGAAUUCUGGACAUGUACUUAAUGACUUAAUACUCAGUAUGUGGUUUUGUCAAGUGAAUUUAACACUUUUCAGAACCUAAAGAAUUAUUUACCUAAUACCCUGCUUUAGAGUGUUUGGUUUUUGUGAACUGCUAUGAAUUUCAUUGAUUCUCAAAAGAUGGCUUCAUUUUAGAUUUGACCUGUUGACUGUAAGGAAUUUUAAUAAGCUUUUGAAUCAGCACAUAUUUGUCCAUGAAAAGCUUCAGGCCUAUUCAAGUCAAGUUGCUAAUCUUCAGUUGAAAUCUCAGAAGAAAAAUAUAAUAAUAAUAAUCACUUCAGUCAUCGAGUUCUUAUUGUUCCUUGCCAUAUUCAAAACCAGUCUUCAAAGUCUCCCAUGCUGUAUUGUAUGUGUCUAAGAGAUAUGCUUGUGCCAAUGGCCAAGAUGUAAGGAGCUGCCUCAAGUCCUAGUGAGCUACUCCUGGUGUCUUGUUCAGCCAUUGGGGCAAAAAGGGGGAAUUCAGAUGUGAUUUUAAAAAGAGGGAAAACAAAUAGUUGUCAUUGUUUGAAUUGCUUAUCCUCUAGUUGGUGCUUACUUGGUUUGACUUGGUAAAAGUCUUUUAUUUCGCUCUAGUUUAUCAAGUUCUGAUCUUCAAUUUUUCAUUAGAAGAUUGAUUGUAUAAAAUGUAUAUAAUCUUCAACUCCCGAAACUUGAGAUUUGCUGGUGUCCUCUACUUGAAGAGAGAUGCAAAGGACGAUACCGGCCCAAGAUAGCACACAUCCCUCGCGCAUAUAUUGAUGGGAAGCUCAUAUAAUAGACAAUUGACGCUCCUUGAUCUAGUCGUUUCCAGUUCUGCUUAUGCUGAAAACUGUUGAGCACAUCCCUUUCUACCUGCUGAGAAGGAGAAUGAGAAUGAGGUAAGAGACGACUCAGACUCACCAGUUCUGCUUAUACUGGAAACUGUUGAGCACAUCCUUUUCCACCUGCUGAGAAUGAGAAUGAGAGACAACUCAGACUCACCAGUUCUGCUCAUGCUGGAAACUGUUGAGCACAUCCUUUUCCACCUGCAGAUAUAAGAGACGACUCAAAUGGUGUCAUUUGGAUACAAGCUUUCAUUACUCAAAAAUAAAAGUAUCUUAUUAUACUCUUCAUGCUUAUCAAUAUUUGCUUCAUAGUACCAAGACUAUAAUGUUUGGACCCUCAACUUUCUAGGAGGUUUCUCAUUCACUGAUUCUUAGUUUUGUAUCUAUGGAAACAAUAUCAGCUCUAUCGUGGCGUGUCAAAUAAACAUAGCUUUCAAAUGCAAUACAAUUUCAUAGUUCUGUGUCUUGCUGGACAA
Molecule: messenger RNA, 6222 nt
Organism: Rosa chinensis
Lineage: Eukaryota; Viridiplantae; Streptophyta; Magnoliopsida; Rosales; Rosaceae
Product: putative disease resistance RPP13-like protein 1
Exons: 11
Coding region: 169-4329 (1386 amino acids)
Biological process (GO): defense response to other organism
Molecular function (GO): ADP binding; protein binding
Source: RefSeq, a predicted model, not a curated record